AUGAUGCAGAAGCGUGGGGACAACAUCAUCGCCAACGCUACUCCCUUCCUGGCGAGGACGACGACAAGCGGGGCCCAAUCUGCUGUUUCGUCAUCUCCGUCACCUAGCGUUGCCGUGGGUACCAGCAGCUCCGCUGAUCGCAAGAAACAAUGCGCAAGCAGUGCUCCGCACACUCUCGGCGCUGCAGCGUCGCCGCGUGUGUCGUCAGCUGACGCGUCAGCCAUGCUGGUGACAGCGAUAGCACAGUAUGUGCAACAUCGUCUCACAGUGCCCGCUGCCAUCGACGACGCAGCUGUCGACGAGUUGCACUCGAUUGAGAAGAGCGGCGCUAGAAAGAAGCUCUCAUCCCCUUCAACCAGCGGGGCAGCUUGCAGCACGGCAUUGCAGCGAGUCGGUGACAGUGAUGGCGACGUGAACGCGGUUCACCUUGUCGCCUGCACGCAGCAGGUGGAGGCCUAUCUGCUGCGCUGUCUCCUGCACGUGGAGCUCACGCCAGGUCGGCUGCCCAAUCAGCCUGAGGUCAUUGGCGAGGCCCUCGGUGCCCCGAGCGCCGCCACAGCAGUAGGAACGAUGGAGGCGAGUCCGCAAGUACAUAGAGCAGCGCGGCGGGUGGUAACGACGACGAGCCAAGCCGCCAGCGCGGAAGACGAACAGUCUCCACCGCCCCGACACCCUGCCGCGUCGAUAGUGGGUGACAAAAACAGCUGGAGGGGGAACACCGAGGCCCGUAGUCGCAGCCAGAGGAGUUCUGUCUCCGCCGCCGCAGAGGCCUCCUCAUCUCCGCGUGUUCGCACGUCCAGCGGCGGCACCAAGGCAAAGGAACUGUACUACACGUACACCAACCAGGGUAUGCCCCCACCCCAACCGCGCCCGCGUGGCGGCAACCCUGCCGCUGUCGCAUCGACGCCACCAACGCGCUUGCCAAGCCGCAGCAACAGCGCUGCGGCGAUAGAUACCACGAAGAAUGCAGCUGUCACGUUGCCGCCUCCAGCGGAUAAUUCAGAGGGCGCUCCUCCUGCGCACGCCAGAGGGCGCUCCGCCUUCCCAUGCACCCGUGGCGGCGCUGUCCGCCCGCUGCACCCAACCGAAAUACGCGCUGCUCUGUGCUCGUGGCCGUCUCGCAUCGCGCAGUACGUCCUCGCGACAACUUUCGCCGAGCAAGAACUGCGGAGCGCCGCGGCCGACGCAGGUGGCGGGGCCGACGUUGACGCGCCUGCAGCGCAUGGGGCCGCUAGAAGUGAUGCACCGGCGAGUCAUGCGCACGAGGAGGGUAGUGCUUCUGCCACUGCGUCUUCCCGAGUCGCUGAGGGGGUCGAGGACGAGGCGGGCGUCGUCAUCGACGUCCUUUUACGGCGUCUGUGCGAUAUGCUGCAACACACCCGUCUGGCUGCGGACAUGGGCGAUGCUGGUGCUGGACAGCCGCCCUCCAUAGACUUCCCGUCAUUUGCACGCUUUUAUCUCGCAGACGGCGAUGCAGGCAAUAUCGUCAGCGACAGUGAUACCGAUGAGCACGCGCCGCGUCAGCGCUUCGGAAAAGGUGGGGACGUUCAUCUGUACAUCAUGCAGCUUGCCCAAGUGCUCCUCUCCGUCCUCACCCCGGGCGGCGCAGGCGCAAGUGGUUUCGCGCGCCAAGAUGAAGUGGACUCGAUGGGGGGGCUUGCGUUAUCAGGGGAUAUCGCCACCGACAUUGGUAUGCUCCUAAAGCACACGCCCCUCAUCACGGCACCAAGGCACCCUUCCGAGUUGCCUGCACGUACGCCGGCGCUCGGCAUUGCCGACAUCAACGCCGCAACACCCCUCGUGACGGCAAGAGGCGCUCUAUGGCGUGCGCUGCGCUCUCUGCUGAACUUCUCCCCUUCGUCCUCGCAUAACCCCACGAUGUGCACGACGCCUCUUGUCGUGGGCCUUGUCCGCCGCUACACCUCUGGCCGAUCCGACGGCAGCAGCAGCGGCAGCGGUGGUGGCGGCGACGGUCUUCGUGUUCGCUUCCUUCCAGUGGCGGAUCUUAUCCGGCCCGCAGGGGUCACAACGACCGCCGCGGCCGCGCCUGCGUCCGACGACGGCCUGCGCGACCGUCAAGACGCCGCGCACGACCCUCUCCGCACGCCUAUCUUUUACACCGCUGUUUUUCUCGAGGUGGCCGGGGAGGACGUCCUCCACUCGACGGCCAACCACGAGGAUGCAGUGACGCUGGAAGAAGAGUCCACUUCCAAGGUGCGGUACGAGGCCGAUGUGCCGGAGGUGUACCGCGAUCGUCAUCGGCGUCGCAUGGAGGCCCAGAAUCGCCGCGGCGUCCACUACAGCAGCAGCGCCACGCACGGAGGGGGUGUCGUACGAGGCGGUCGAAGCAACGUUAACGGCGAUGCUGGCGCUCCGGCGUCGGCAACGAAUGGCCUCGAAGACGCGACGGCGCUGUCGGCUCGCGACCGCUGUCUCUCGCGUCGCGAGUGUGCAUUGUGGGAGAAGCUGCUGGCACUUGCGCACUUCGUGCACGUCUCUGGCACACCUGCAGAGGUGGAGACGACGGCGCGGUACGUCACGCUGGUCAUUCGGCGCCGGCGCGGAGCACGCCAGCAGUCACAGCGCAACCCGCUGCAGGCGUCCAGUGCCAAUGCGACACCAGUAUCGAUUGCCGAGAGCGCCGCCUUGCCUUCCGUGCCGGCCUUCUUCUUUACGCUGACAGAGACCUCAGCACUGCGGUCCGCCGCCGCUGCGGCCGCCGAGGCUCGUCAGGCACUCUUCUGUAACGACCAGGACGACAGUGACGACCAUGACGUAGUGCCUUUCGAUGCUUUGCAGGGUGCUCUCAGGGAAACAGGCAGCGCUUCGUCGACUGCCGCCGCCGCUGGGCGAUCGAAUUUCUUCGGAAGCUCUGGGCGUGGGCUGCGAGCCCUGCUUGGUUGGGGCAAAGGCGCUGCCACAGCGCCGCCGGAUCAGCCUGUCUCGCCAAGCUCCAGCCUGCGAGACCGCAACACUGAUAGCGGUAUCCGGGCACGGCCGCGGCGUGAGGCGGGCGGGCCUCCGUGCCGUGCACCACCCGCAGAGCCGCCUCCCCCGGCAGUGCAGGACGAGUCGACAGAGGUGCUCAUCAUAGACUGGAUGCAUGACGCGCUGAUCCCCCUGUUUUUCGAGACGACCGUAUCCGGGAGCGUUGCGCCUCACCAAGGCUCAGCGGCGCCCGCCAAACCGUCGGAAGGCAACGAGCAUGACGACAGCCAUGACGAUGAGUCCGCUGUCGCCGCCACGGCGGGACGUCGACGAGCGCCCUACCACUUGCGCAGCCAGCGCGUCUUGCUCGGUCGCGUGCAGGCGGUGACGCCGUCUAUGGUGUACGGAAGCUUCAUCACAACCGCAAGCAGCGCCACCGUGGCGCUGGCGUGCGACAUGGAUGCAGUCAUGGAGGCCGUGGUGCGGGACGGCAUGUUCGACGCUAAUCUUCUCCCCUACUUGCUACUGAACCAGCUCUUCUUUGCUACCGAUGGCUCUUCGGCGGAUGCGGCGCACGAUACGUUCAACUCGCCACCCUCGCGGGCUCGCUCAGCUCCAGUGCCUGAGCGGACACCCGAACACCCGCGUUCAGCAGCGGCGGAGCAGCAGUCGUCGCAGCAAGCAGCUAUCCAAUCACAUGGACUGCGCCCGAUAUACUCUUUGCCGACGUCAGCGACAACAGCGGCGUCAGCUCACUCGCCGAAUGCGCAUGCUCGCCGUGUUAGUUUUCUGGAGAAUGCCUCGAUUUCUACACCGCUGCGGCUGGACACCAGACUUCCCGUCGCGGAGGGCGGCGCUGGAUCGCCGCUGCUGCGGCAGUCACCCAACACUCCGAGCGCCAUCUCGCCUGAGCGGUCCUCCUCGAUCGCCGGAUCACCACGCAGCAUCCUCAAGUCAGGGAGGCGGUACAAGCGGGAGAAGCUCAUCCGCAGCAGCGCGCCUGCCGCGUCCGUCGUGCCUUUUCGAAGUCUCUUCCUGUGGCGCUUGCUGGCAGCCGAGGUGCUGGGUAGUGGCGACCGGGCCCACGGCGCUUCGAAGCAGGAGCAGCAGCAGCAAAGUCUUGGUAAUAUCAGCGCUGUGUCCACCACUCUGUGCACUACCUCGGCGGCCUAUCUACGCUACACGCAAGCGUUGGCUGUGCGCGUCGCCUCGGACGUGGCGACAGGGAUACUGCUUGCGGGUCUGCUGGCAGAGCAGUACGCCUGCUACCGGCAGCUGCGAGGCCAUGAUGAUCAGACGCGCCGAGAUGACAGCUCAGCCGUCACGGAGCGCGACCACAGCAGCACCCAUCGCGGUGCGGCAGGCAGUGAGAAAGAGCACCACUCAAGCGACACCCCAGCGGAGGUGAACGCCGAAGCUGCGCGGUGGGGCGCGCUGCGGUGUGACGACCUUCUACCGCUGGCCAACAGCGCUGCACUGGCGUUUGCACGAGCAGCCCUUGCCCCAAUGCUGUGCUACGACGACGAUGCCCCUGCGCAUCUGGCCGGCGUUAUCACGGAGGUGAAGAGUGGCGUGGACUUCAGCGACGCAUGUGACGAGGACGAGUGCAAGCGCGAGCGGCGCGACAACCCCGGCAGCGACCAGAGCAGUGCGAGUGCCACGUCCUACGUAGACGGCCACCGAGGGCAGCGCGACGUGAGCAACGAUGGCGCGACGCCUCAUCACAGACGCGCUUCGGCGCCGCCCAUCAUCUCCCUCCUCUCCCCUAGCCUUCCUGCCGAUGUUCUGAAUCGCCUGCAGACGCUGUCCGUGGUGUGCUUGUUGCAUAUACGGCAGGAAGUGCUCGAGAGCAUCACGCGACCGUUGGAUGUAGUGAUGCGUCGCUUGACGUGGGCGCUGGCAAGACUCCACCUGCAUGCGCUCUGCCGGCCUCUUGAUGAUUUUCUGCGUCGUGGCAGCGCGCAGGGAGUGCACACAGAACAUCAGUUUUGGCAGGUUGUACGCGAGGUGCUUGACAUGUACGGGGAGUGUCUCAUGCUGCCCCAUCUGCUUGCUGACGCCGGUGCACCGCUGUUGGCGUCGGAAGCAGCAGUGAACAGACACGAAGGCGGUAGCAAGACAAACGCACGCGCGCACGAGGAGGAGCCGUCUGGUGUGUCGUCAGAAGAGGGGAAUGUCAUCUCACCGCUCACGCAACACCAAGCGAGCGCGACACCUCUGUCCUUCACUGCAGCGGUGCCUCUGACAACGAGAAUCGGUAUGGCUAUUCCAAAGCUGCGGUUGUCACGAGAGCAGCAAGACCACCACCACCAUCACCAGCAGCAGCAGCAGCAGCCUGUCGUCCGCAGCUCGCGGCGGGGCGGGGUUGGCUUUGUGCCCUUGUCCUUCAUUAACGCGAGCUUCGAUCCGGCUCACUCAUCCUCCCUCUUGCCCGCGCAGCGCACCGUCCUCCAGCCCACGCCCUCGCGGUGGUCUGUGACCCGCGCCCUCGGCGGCUGGAACCCCCACUCGGUCGACCCGGACGACUCGUACGACUUGCAAAGUUUUGCCUUCGACGGGCGCGCAAUGCGCCUGACAAGUGAUGCCGCCCAAGGCGCCGGCUGCCGCAGCAGCAGCAGCGCCGUGAACAGUGCCACCAACGACUUCGUCAAAGCAGCCACCUCAGCCUUGGGGCUACAGCGGUCGCCGCCAUUCGUGAGUCUGUGCACCCACGGCACCAUGACCGGCUCACAGGCGCGUGUGCCGCUCGAAGCGGGCACAGGGACCGACAUGGCCACGACUGCGCCAGUGCUGGGCAACCGCUUCAGUGGAAGCAGAACCAGCGGUAACGCCAACAGCAUGGUUGCCUCCAACAGUCGCCUCUGCCAGCUGGUCUCCAAGCACGGCUUCGAAGCCGCGCUGGAGCUUCACCACGGCUGUGCCGGCGACGCGUCGUGUGACGUCGACGCAGCAUUGCCACUGCUCCUGCUCCACACGCCACCAAGGGCGAUGGAGGUCCCUGCGGUCGCCGCACCGGACACAGCCGAGAGUAGAAACCUGGGGCGGUCGCCCUCAGGAAUCUUCGAUUUCAUCGCUGUGGCAACCCCGCAUUGUGUCGCCACCGCGGCCGGAAGCGCCGCCGGUGGCUACGAAGGGUCGCCACUGUGUGCCAUCUCGUCCGGGAGCGACGCGUCUCAGCGGCGAGUGCAGCAAGCCCAGGUUUCAUCGCACGGGUCGAGCUUUCUCACGCCCACCUUCGCCGUCCCCCUCCUGCGCCGCCUGCAAACGGUGUCAACCAAGAGUGCAAGGGAUGGGAAGGACGCGGAGGAGGGUGAGGAGGGGCAGCCACGACAGUCUCCACGAACGACGCAGCAGCAGCCUCAGCGGAUGGCCCACCAAGGGCACACGCCCCUGGUGGGGGCCCGCGAAAGCGGCGAUGCGGUGACGGGAGCGCCCGCACGGCCGGCCGGGGCGUCGCCGCUUUCACCCGAGGGGGGCGCCGAAGUCGCCGCGAUGGCGUCAGGGACAUCGGUGAAGCGUCUUGUGGUGCAUGUGGGCCGCGGCGUUGCCGUUGAGAGUCCGCUGCUGAGCCCUUUUGUCACCGAGGCGAAGCGCAUGAUGGUGGAGACGCUGCUGCUGCGCUGGGUGCUGCCGUGGUGGGCUCAGCGCACACUCAACAUGGAGCAGGAGGUGCCGAUGAUGAGAGGGAAGGGAAGUGAUGACGCACAUGCAGGCGGCGCAACAGCCACAGACGGUGAAGCUGCGCCGAACUGGCCCGCCCAGCCUCUCAUGCAGAGAGGCUGCAGCGUCAGUCCACCCACAACCAGAUCGACCGUCUCCACAGCUCCCGCUGCCAGCUACGAGCGCCGAGACGGGUCAGCCAGGGCGUCGGCGGCGGCAGCGUCUCAGUUGACGAAGCAGAUGGCAGCACUGCAACGCGAAAACGCAGAGCUGCACGGCCGCCUUUGCAGCACACAACGCCUGCUCGCAGACAUUCAUCAAACAUGCAGUGGACUGCGCAUGGCUGCCCGACAGUAUGAGCAAGCCGUAGCACUUCAGAAGGAGGAGCGAGCACCGACGGCGGCGGCAUCCACAACAGCUGUGACGGAUAGUAGCUUGUCCCUUGCGGAUGGUACUGACACUUUGGCCUCACCGCAGCAGCUGGACUUGAUCUCCCCAUCGCCGCUUUCCUCGACGCCGCAGGUGGUACCUGGAAAGGGUGACGUGGGCGUCGGGAGCCCACGCGACGACGCGACACCGGAGAAGAUGAUGGCGACCGACUCUGCGGCCUCCCCGCUCGAGAGCUUUUCGGUCACCUUGCCGCUUGCUGAUAGUGUUCCGCCGCAGCUCCUGUACUUUGCACAAACCGAGGAGGGCCGUGAGCGAGUUGCGGAGCUGUGCCAGCGCAUCAUUGUGCUGCUCAGUGGCGCUGCUAACGUAGACGACAACAAAGACAACGCAAAGAGCUCGCCGCCCUCGGUAAUCGCAUACGGCAGUGACCUGCCCUCUCGACUCCCGUCGUCCACGUCGCACUCGUUCCUGUUGCACUCUCUCAGCCAAGGCAUGCAGGGCUCCCCAUGUCUGUCGUCACCGGAGACGACGUCAGUGGAGCUGGCUGCCACUGCCGUGUUGUGCAGUGACUGCAGCGUACGGCGCCGGCACUCCGUCGUCAGCCACGGGCCGUCGCAGCUGUUCUCGCCGUUGCAGCCGCAGUCUUUCCGCCGCACCAGCACCGCCCUCACCCUCAUGUCCCUUGCGCCUGCUGGGGCGCUGGCUAUGAGCAACACAAUCGCCGCUGAGACACCUUGCUCGACGCCGACGCCGAUUGCCGUGCUGAUUCUUGGGGCUUCAAGUGACCCCAGCACUGGAAGCUCGCCGGCGCGGCUCUCGCGACAGAGCUCCUGGCAGCAGCAGCACAUGCGGCCGCUUCCGCCGUCGUCGCCCUCUGCGCAAUCAUCACCACCGUCGGUAGCGUCGCAGCAUGUCGCCGGCCCGGCCUUCAGCAGCGCGGACGUGGAUGUGCAAAGGACUAUACUGUCAGCCUAUCCAACAGCGGCGCCGUCGCAUGUUUCCCCCGUGCCGCUCACCCCAAAGGGCGCAUCACCGCUCCCUAGGAGAGCUCCUCUGUGGAAUCAGGCGACGCCAGUGACACCGGUGCGGCACACUCCGCCGCAGCUGCGCAUUGGUUCAGCUGAUGACGUGGAGCCAGACGCACACACGUCGGAUGAACAGCAGCACAGCAGGACGAGCUGUUUUGCGGCGCCCAGCGCGGGCUCGGUGGGCUUGCACGACACGCAAGUGGGCACGCCCUACCACGAUCUCCACCAACACCACGGCAGACACGGCGAAAACGGCAACGGCAACCGCGACGACCGCCAAGCGCCGCCUUCAACGCUUUCGUCACCGUCAGUGCACUCGUCAAACUUUGCGCGGCAGACGUCUUCCGUUCUGGAGUCACGAGGAUCCGAUGUUUUAUCCUCCCCGAUGCCGCCACCGCUGUCGCCGCCAUCACCAUCAUCGUCGAAGAUGUUCUCUGAGGCGUCCUCCGAGCCGCCCUUCGAGGUAAACAGUCGGUCCUACGAGAAUGGCUCGGCGGUCACAACGACUAUCGUGCACACCGACACACAACAUGCCGUUCUUAUACGCGAAGACGACUCUGACAUGCAAGACAGCGCCGCCGCCGCGUCGGCGGCGGGGAGCGAUGGAGGCUUCGAAGCACCCAAAGAUGAUGAAGGUGACGUGGUUGGGGCCGUUGCUAUGGCUGUGGGUGGUGCGAAACUCACAGAGAAGCACGUUGAAGUCGCAGAGGACGCGUCGUGUACUGAUCAUGAAGACAACCUCUCGGAGCAGCCGGCCGUACUGCAGCAGACGGUUGAGGCGCCAGACCUGCAGCCAUCCCUUUGCGACAUCUCCUUGCCACUCCCUCGAGUGCUGCUGGCUGCCCCACUCCCACAGCCGUCGUGCCGGCGGUCGCCGGCAUCGCUAGGAUUUCGCCGAUCUCCCGAGGGCACCCUUUCCACAAGCCCUGUCACUCGCCGCGUGUCUGCCGGGACGCCGUCGUCGUCCAUCUUCUCCUCUUCCUCUCCUUCUCCGCCGACGGUGCAGUGUACCAACUCUGACGUGACCACGAACGGUGAGCGGCACGUCGCCGCCAGCGAUGACGAAACAGAGCACGCGAGCCACGAGAGUGACGGUGCAAGCUGUUGCGACGGCGUCUUGCCUGUCCAGCGUGCCAUUGCCAACGAUGCUGACGAAGCGUGUGAUGCGGCAGGGCAGGAACCGAUCUCGACUAAAGCGGCGGUACUGCCAACGUGUCGGCCUUCCUUGUCUACGCGUGAAGACGCCAACGGUAGCAGCCCUGCGUCGGCGUCAUCGACUGGGAGGGAGCAGGCAGCCCUGCAUGCACUGACCGCAGCCACGGUGUCGUCGUCGCCGUGGCGGGAGCGGGCACCGGUGCGGAACAGCGAGGCCGCCGUAACAGCAUUGGCAGAUUUGCAGCAACGCCUCUCCGGCUCGAACAGCGCCGUGGUUGAGCUGCGUCAGCAGCUGCAGCAGGUGGAGCAGGAGCUGCGCGAGAAGGCAAAAGCCAUGACAUGUCUCACGGAGCAGCUCACAGCUACCGAGGCAGCGCUGGGUGCCGCAUGGUAUGCAGCUACUGUGGCGGAGGAGAAGGCGCAGCAGCAACAACAGAGACUUUCCACGCCGUCGCCGCCGCCGCCGCCGCGUGCGUCUGUGGCCACCAGCACCGAGAAUCUGUUGCUCUCGCCCUCAGCGUUCUCGACGCUGUCGGACAACGAAAGGGCGAACAAGGUAGAUAGUAGAAGCGUCGCCAGCACUCCUGCCGCAGCAACGGUAGAGACGGUUGUUGGAGAGUCUAAAGCGGCCGCCGCACCUGCCGCAUCUAUUCCUGCUGCAACUCCGCCUCCGUCCUCAGCGGAUUCAUCGCCGCCGGCGCUGCGCGCGCAGCCUCUGUGCCGCGUUCACGAGCUCGAGGAUGAGCUACGCAACGCCAAUUUCCGCAUGGACCAGUGGCGAGCCCUGCUCGACGCCGAACGGCACGCCCACAUGGUGCAGGUGGACCAGCUCACGCGGCGGCUAGAGAGCGAGCAGCGACGAAGCGCACGUGCGAGUCGCAGUCGAAGUCGCAGCCUCUCGCCGCUUGUCAGCGGCGCUGGGCCCUUGCCAUGCGCAGAGCGCUCUGCGCGGGAUGAAGCCAGAGCAGCGCAACCACCAGCGCCACCGCCGUCACUCGAGUCCUUUCCGCCUCCAGCGGCGGAGGUGCCCCGGUCCAGCUUGACAACCGGCGACGGUGAACUGCCACCUGCCUCGCCGAGAGAGCAACAACGUAUCAACACCCUCAUGGAGCAGCUGCAUGUCGUGGAAGCGCGCGCGGCAGAGGAGCGCACCCAGCGCGUCGCAGCCGAGGAUGGUAUCAGAGUCCUUGAGCGUGAGCGGCGUGUGAUUCGGGAGCAGCUGGAGGCGCUAGAGAACGAGCGGGCUAUAGCGCAAGUGCAGCAGCGGCAGAAAGAGCACGAUUCGGAUCAGCGUGAAGCGGCCCUCCGUCGAGAAUUAGAGUCGCACGUGCAGACACUCACCGCCAUGCACGCGGCACAGGCAGGCAGCGAAGAGUUGCAGAGGCACUUGAAGGGGGAGCUCGAUGUCGAGCGCCGCGCUCGAGCUGCAGCAGCUGACUCAGCAGCCGCACAUAUGGCUACACGAGAUCGCCUUAUGCGCGACGGUGAAGAGGCUCAGCAGCAGUUGCGUUGUGAGCGCGACAGGGCCCUUCAGCGAGAGAAGGAAGCACUGGCGCACGCCGCAGCUGAGGCGCAGGCCGCGCAGUUGCAAAUCGCCGCCCUGCGACAGCGCGUCGAGUCCACAACGGACCAGCUGCGCACUGCAGAGGCAGACAGCAGGGAACACCGGCACCGCUGCAUCGUCGCCGAGACGCUAGCGGCAGCGCGGGAGUCGGCUCAAAAGGCGCUGGAGGAUCGAGUGAUGGUGCUGGAGGAAGAGCUAUCCAGCGCCCGCGCUGCUCGCAAACAGUGGCAGCAGGACACCGAUGAGCGCGAACGCGCCUUGCGCCACCAGUACGAGGAGGCUGCCGCGAGCGCCAGCGCCGCGAUGGAGGCACAGCGCCGGGCAAACAGCGAGCAGCUGCAGCGCUCCGAGGACGCGCUACACGCCAUGCAACGUGCGCAAGCAGUCAGAGACGAAGGUCACAGAACCGCUUUCGAAGACGUCACUCGCAAGCUUGCGGACGCUGAGCAGGCUGCCCAUCUUGCCCUGGAUGAUCUGUACCGCGAGCGGGAGACUCGCGAGCGCACGGCCGCCGCUCUGCAGGAGGCUCAGUCGGAGAAGGAGGAGCUGCACCGACGUUUCGAGGCCGUACUGGAAAAGCUACAUCUCGCGGAGCUCGACGCUGAUGAGCACUCCCGACAACGAGACUGCAUAGAAGCGUUGAAACUGGAGCUGGAGGCAGCGCGUACACAACAGCAAGAAGCCGCGGCGAAGGCUGAGGAUGCUUUCCGUCGAGAGGUGGAGACGCAUAUGCGCACCAUAGCCGCGUUACAGGAGGGCAGGUCUGCCCAUGAUGAGCUUCGGCGGCGCUUAGAGGAAGAGUUGCAGUCCGAGAAGCUGGCGCGGGCCGCCGACACAGCAGCGCACAAGGCGGCGCUUGUGAGUGCUCAAGGUCAAGUGAGCCAAGCCGAGCAGCGAGCUCAAGACAUUGCCGACGCUCUUCGACGCGAAGAGGAGGCACAUGCACGCACGCUUGCCGCGAUGCAGGCCGCGGAGGAGGCCAACAGACAGCUCCGGCGCGCGCGGGCAGCUCAGGAGACGCACGCACAGCAACGCGCACGAAGCUGGUUGUCAGCGCGCGAGGCGUGCUUAUUGAAGUGGAUCGAAGCAAAGACACUGCUGAUGGUGGACGCGUGGGGCAUCGUCGGCGCGGAGCGGCAGCCGCAGCAGACGCCUUCGCUCGCGUCCCCGUCGCCGACUGCUGCUGGCACCCCUCCGGCGAGGUUGGAACGAACAAGCGAGAGAAGAAGCCGAGGCCGGGGAAAGCGUCACGGUCGUCCACCCCCUGCGCCAGACGCCGUUGCCCCCGUGCAGGCCGCGCGUGCUGGGCCGAGAGCACAGCCGGAGAUGGUAGUGGUCUCUGUCGACGACCCGCUUGGGCUUCGCUAUGAGCUGCAGUGCAAGGCACGCCACAUCGCCAGCCUUGAGGAACGCGUUCACCAGCUUGAGGAGGUCCACGCCGUAGACCAGCAGGUGGUAUCGACCCUGCAGAAGCUGGUGGCGCAAGAAGAAAUGCGCAACGGGAACGGGAUCGCAGCCGCCGCACGUCUGCCCCCACCUCCGCCUCCACUGCCCAUGACCACGGCGUCGUGGUCAUCCCGGUCACCGCUGCGAACGCCAUCGCGAGCGUGGCCGGCACGCGACCCGACGCUGAUGGAAGGCCACAGAAGCCCCACCGCCCUCCUGUGGGACCCCCACCCCGGCAGCCACAGCAGCGCGACAAGUCCGCCAGGCACCACGGAGCGAAAGCGGCUGGCACCCAACGAGUACCGGCAGCGCUACACCUCGCUUUGA
Molecule: messenger RNA, 12498 nt
Organism: Leishmania major strain Friedlin
Lineage: Eukaryota; Euglenozoa; Kinetoplastea; Trypanosomatida; Trypanosomatidae
Exons: 1
Coding region: 1-12498 (4165 amino acids)
Molecular function (GO): plus-end-directed microtubule motor activity
Source: RefSeq, a predicted model, not a curated record